Molecule: messenger RNA, 1152 nt
Organism: Penicillium canescens
Lineage: Eukaryota; Fungi; Ascomycota; Eurotiomycetes; Eurotiales; Aspergillaceae
Exons: 4
Coding region: 1-1152 (383 amino acids)
Source: RefSeq, a predicted model, not a curated record
AUGAUUUCUCAAUUGCCUUAUAGAACUUACAAGAUAUUUUGUAUCAUCAUCGCACUUUGCGUUUCAUACAUACUUGUGUCAUUCUUUUUGGGAGACACUGCAGACACUCUGUGGCCGCAGCAACAAUCACAUUUCUUGCAAAGUGGCAUUCGCGAUGGUGCUCUCGACCACAUCUUCAACACCACCCUCGGGUUCGAACACAUAUAUGCUAUUGGUUUGAAAGAGCGUACAGACAAGCGCGACUUUCUUACAGUGUCUGCCUCGGUCUCCGGCUUCGAAGUUGAGUGGCUUGACGGAGUUCGCCCGCAAGAAUUACAACAGAAAGCGCUACCUAAAGGAUACAACCUCUCACUCACGGAGCCUAAUGCGAUUGGAUGUUGGCGAGCUCACAUGAAUGCGUUGAACAAUGUUCUUCUAAACUCAUAUUCCACCGCCUUGAUACUGGAAGAUGAUGCCGACUGGGACGUGAACAUCAAGGCCCAACUCCGGGAAUUUGCCCGUGGCCUGCACUCUCUGAAAGGGAACAGCAAACCAUCCAAGCAGACUCCGUACGGAACUGAUUGGGAUCUUCUCUGGAUUGGGGGAUGUUCAACAGGCCCAGAUACGAAUGAAACUCGAUACUACGCCAUACCUGAUGACCCAACAGCCCCGAGUGUCCAAAAUCGAGGCACAUGGUCCGGUCCCCUUGAUAGCUGGAAGGAAAUAUUUCCUGAAGACUCGACGCGGUUUGUUUACCGCGCUAGAGAAGGCUGUUGCACUUAUGGAUAUGCAGUCACGAAUAGAGGGGCGAGGAAAAUCCUCACUGCCCUCGCUAUUGAUCACAUAGAGGCACCGGUUGACAAUGCUAUGUCUGAAUUGUGUGGUGGCCUUGGUGACCGUCAGCGGAUCGAAUGCUUCGCGCCAUUUCCCAACCUCAUCGGCACAUAUAGACAAGCGGGUCCAGCAUACAAAGACUCCGACAUCAAUACAGGCGACCAGACAAUCCACGAAGAAGUCUCUCAUAACAUGGUAUAUAGCACACGAUGCAAUAUCCACAGGCUAAUAUCGGACGAGGAAACGGUAUUUUCGCAAUGGGGCAACGAUUCAGCCUGGUCACCAGGAGAAAUACGUCCGAAGGAGUUUGUCUACCCACGGGGUUACCUUGUUAACUAG